AUGUUCUCCAUCCUUAAUGAAAUUGGCAACAACUCCCACUUCCGAACUACCGCCGUCGUGAUUGCCAGCAUUGGCGUCUCCGGCUUCAUCUACAUCCUCGUUGCCAUCACUGGCUACUUGUCCUUCGGCAAUACUGUCAGCGAUAACAUUGUCGCUAAUUACGGUCCCUCCCUAACCUCCACAAUCGGCAAAGCCGCCAUCGUAAUCCUCGUCAUGUUCUCCUACCCCCUCCAAGUCCACCCCUGCCGCGCCUCCAUCGACGCAGUCUCCCGCUGGCGCCCCAACCGACGACGCAGCAACGACAACGGCUCUCCCGCGUUCUCUCCCCCGCCGAAAGCCGCCCGCCCCGAUAACAUGGGCGAGGUCCGCUUCGCCACUAUCACAGCCGCUAUUCUCGUCGCUAGCUACAUCAUUGCGAUGACGGUCUCGAGCUUGUCGAAAGUGUUGGCGUAUGUAGGUAGCACGGGGAGUACCAGUAUCAGUUUCAUCUUGCCGGGGUUGUUCUAUUAUAAGAUUAGUAGUCCGGACUCGAGUUUGCAUCAGCGGUUGCUUAAGGAGGAUGAUGAUGAGGAGAGUGAGGAGGAUGGGGGUGGGGGUGGGCAGGAAGAGCACGGCCUACUUGGGGGCAGGGGAUUGAAGAGUGGAGUCGGAAGGAGGCGUUUAGUGAGGAAGUUGAGUCUGGCGUUGGCGAUUUAUGGAAUGGUGGUUAUGGUGGUUUGUUUGGUUACGAAUACGUUGUUUGUGGUUGCGCAUUGA
Molecule: messenger RNA, 756 nt
Organism: Bacidia gigantensis
Lineage: Eukaryota; Fungi; Ascomycota; Lecanoromycetes; Lecanorales; Ramalinaceae
Exons: 2
Coding region: 1-756 (251 amino acids)
Biological process (GO): amino acid transmembrane transport
Cellular component (GO): fungal-type vacuole membrane
Molecular function (GO): L-arginine transmembrane transporter activity; L-lysine transmembrane transporter activity; L-histidine transmembrane transporter activity
Source: RefSeq, a predicted model, not a curated record